AUGUUAGUUAAAGUAUCAAUUCACGGACAAGAGUAUGAUUUAGAAGUUCAACCAACUGAUAAAAUUCAAGAAAUCAAAUCAAAAAUUAAUGAACUAAAUGGAACACCUGUUGAACAAAUCCAUCCAUAUAUUGCAGGACAUGCAAUGAAAGAUGGUACUACAAUUUCAGAUUAUCCUCAAAUUGUAGAAGGAUCAAAAAUUCAAGUUAGAGUCAUACUCAAAUCACAAUCUGACAAUUCUGAAAAAUCAGAAAAAUCAGGAAAAUCUGAAAAGGAUUGUAUUUUAAUGUAA
Messenger RNA from Dictyostelium discoideum AX4, 291 nucleotides. It is a transcript of the gene nedd8l1, whose product is annotated as ubiquitin-like protein. The coding region runs from base 1 to 291 and encodes 96 amino acids. The record is from RefSeq and is a predicted model, not a curated record. The transcript is spliced from 2 exons. NCBI's taxonomy places the organism in Eukaryota, Evosea, Eumycetozoa, Dictyosteliales, Dictyosteliaceae.